Molecule: messenger RNA, 1485 nt
Organism: Colletotrichum fioriniae
Lineage: Eukaryota; Fungi; Ascomycota; Sordariomycetes; Glomerellales; Glomerellaceae
Source: RefSeq, a predicted model, not a curated record
AUGGCCCGCCUCACGAUCGUUCAAGCCCUGCCGGCGCUUCUGGCCAUCGUCCAGACGGCAUCAAGCACGCCCCUGACUUUCUCAACAUUGUAUCCUCGCAACGAUUCUCAAAUUGUAUGGCCGACGGAAGUUUCUAGUCUGGUACACGACAAGACCUGGGCUGGCUUCGGCGAAAAGACGACACGUUGGUCUUCCUACAAGGCCCCUACCUUUGACGAAGUUUUCCUUCCCGAAACCGAGGAGCAGCUUUCCCUCGCUCUUGAAUAUAUGUCCGGUAACAACAUGACCUGGCUAGCCAAGUCUGGAGGUCACGGAUAUGCUCCGUCUCUCCACGCCAUCCAAGACGCCGUCUUGAUCAACUUGGAGAACUUCAACUACGUCAAGCUGCAAGGCGACAACACAGCUGUUGUGGGGACUGGUGUCCGUUUCAGCGAUCUCAUCGACACCGUAGCGGCCGCCGGACGAGAACUGAGCGCGAUGUUAGGCGGUGGCCUUGGACGUCUUCAGGGCCUGCACGGCUUGACUAGCGAUGCCCUCCGCAAGGUCCGCUUGGCUCUGUGGAACGGCACCAUUAUCGAGGCUUCCAAUAACGUCAACUCUGAUCUUUUCUGGGGAAUCAGGGGGUCGGGCCAAAACUACGGCAUCGUUAUCGAGUCGACGUACGAAACCUGGCCGGCGACGAACGGAGGAAAGCACUACAGUGCAGACCUCGUCUUCACCAAGGACUCCGUGCAACGGGUAAUGGAGAUCACCAAUGAGCUGACUGCGGAAGGUCUGGAUGAGAAGCUGGCCGUCCUCAUGUUCUUCGCAUUGGAUGCUACGACAUCUCAGAUCACCGUCAUCGUCAACCUAGUCUAUUCUGGACCGGAGGAAGAGGGCAGAAAGUACACCGAGCGUUUCUCUUCCUUCAGUGUCGAUCUCCAAGAGAACAUGCUGGGCUGGGAAGAGCUGCCCACGAAGACGGUCCACGGUCUCAUCCCGCAAUCCUGCGCGACUGGACCGCGAUACAACCUGCGCGCCCUCAACACCAAGGUCCUUAACCCGACCACCUGGGUCAACUUCACCGACGCGUUCGAGACUUUCCUGGUAGCAAACCCUCUCGCUGCCGGCUCGGCUAUGAUGAUCGAGACCUUCCCCGUGCAGGGAGUCAAGGCGCUUUCCGACGACUACUCGGCUUUCCCUCACCGUGACCACUUUGAGAACGUGAUUGAGUCAAUCGGCUCGUACACGGAUGACUCCGUUGCCGACGCUGUCAACAAUUUCUUCGCGGAGUGGCGCGAUAGGUUUGCUGAGCCCAGCUCUUCCGGCUACGACAAGCUCUACGUCUACCAGAACUAUGCCAACGAGGACGAGCCUCUGUCGGCUCUGUAUGGUUACGAUGAGUGGCGCCAUGAGCGUUUGACGGGAUUGAAGAACAAGUUCGAUCCUCAGGGCUUUUUCAAUGGAUAUCACCCUGUUCCUUCCAACGCGGCGGCCUGGAGCUAG